Daucus carota subsp. sativus is the source of this 1623-nucleotide messenger RNA. Its product is annotated as pectate lyase. NCBI's taxonomy places the organism in Eukaryota, Viridiplantae, Streptophyta, Magnoliopsida, Apiales, Apiaceae. Gene Ontology annotation, molecular function: pectate lyase activity. Bases 50 to 1360 code for a protein of 436 amino acids. The record is from RefSeq and is a predicted model, not a curated record. The transcript is spliced from 4 exons.
GCAGCUACUAAGUACCUAACAAUAACAAAAUAAGACAUAAUCAACAACAAUGCCAAUUCUUCGACGCAAAAAAUUGGCCUUCUUCGUUUUUUUCUUUUCUUUAGCAAUUGUUCUCCCCUGUAUGCAUGCUGGUAUUGCAGAAGUUGAUGAUUUUCUGCUCGCUCGUGCCAAGAAAGCUAAGGAAAAUGCAGAAAAGUCAUAUGAUCCUCAUCCUGAGGAAACUACUGAUAACGUGAACAAGCAAGUUGGCGAAAUCCUAAAACGAAACAAGACAAGGAGACUAUUAGGAGAAUCAGAUGACUGCACAGCGACAAAUCCAAUUGACAGAUGCUGGAGGUGUCGAGCUGACUGGGAAACUGACAGAAAGAGACUGGCAGAAUGUGCCAGGGGGUUCGGAAGCAGAACAACUGGGGGAAAAGACGGAGAAUUCUAUGUUGUAACUGAUGAAUCUGACAAUGAUGUUGAGAAUCCAGCACCAGGAACACUUCGACAUGCAGUGAUUCAAGAAGUACCAUUGUGGAUUAUAUUUUCAAAAUCUAUGGUCAUUAGGCUGCAGCAAGAACUUAUAAUAACGAGUAACAAGACAAUUGAUGGCAGAGGAAAAACUGUACAUAUUGCUUAUGGAGCCGGGCUUACAUUACAGUUUGUCGAAAAUGUGAUUGUACAUGGGAUUAGGAUUCAUCACAUUAUAGUCACCCCAGGAGGAAUUGUGAGGGAUUCUGUUUUUCACCUAGGACUUAGAACAAUAAGUGAUGGUGAUGGGAUUAAUAUUUAUGGUUCAAGUAACAUUUGGGUUGAUCAUAAUUCUUUCGGAAAAUGUUCUGAUGGCCAGGUUGAUGCCAUCCAGGGAUCAACAGCCAUUACAAUCUCAAAUAACAAGUUCAAUAAUCAUGAUCAUGUUAUGUUGUUAGGUGGAAGUGAUUCAUGUGAGGCCGAUAAGAUAAUGCAAGUGACUGUUGCGUUUAACAGAUUUGGCAAGGGACUGGUGCAGAGAAUGCCUAGGGUUCGUUUCGGGUUUGUUCACGUAAUAAACAAUGAUUACAAUCGAUGGGAAAUGUAUGCCAUCGGUGGGAGCUCUGCUCCAACCAUCAUUUGCCAGGGCAACCGAUUCAAGGGCCCUGAUAACGGCCAUGCAAAGGAGGUGACAAAGAGGGAGGCGACGCCAGAGGUAUGGAAGCAUUGGCAGUGGAGAUCCGAAGGCGAUAAGUUCACUAACGGAGCAUAUUUCGUGGAGUCCGGGCCGCCAUUUUCUAGUGAGGCUGUUAAGAUGAAUCUGAUCAAAGCAAAGCCUGGUAGUUUUGCAGGGAGGCUGACAAGAUAUGCAGGUGCUCUCAAAUGCAAACCAGGCCACCCUUGUUAGUGAAAGCAUGCAUGAAUAAUCAAGCAAAGCUUCAAGUUGUGAUAUGUGCAUUAACAACCUCUUGUUGAUUUGUUUUUCUCGAGUUUGUGAAAUUUUUCAUGCUAAAGUGUGUAAAUACUCACAUUUAACUAGAUGCUCUUAGAUACAUGCUUAGAUUAGCUCUCUGGUCUCAUAUUUGGAACCCAACUCGGAUUGUUAUACUACUUGUAUCACUCAAAUUAACUUUUAACACAGAAUUGUCUUAUACUUAUAUUUACAUAUGC